AAGAGCUCUACUUAUUAUAUUAGUGAAAAACAAACAUACACACGACAAUAACACAACAUAAACAAUAAUGAACAUGAAAAUCCUCCUUUUGUUUGUCUUCCUUCAUCACCUCCACUACUUCAUCAAUGGCAGAACACUAACAGAACAUCAAGCUUUACUAAGUAUCAAAUCUGCCAUUACUAAUGAUACGAAUAGCUAUCUCUCCUUAUGGAAAAACACAACACACCACUGCAGUUGGCCAUACAUCACUUGCUCCUCCUCUUCUUCUUCUGUCAUUUCUCUCGAUAUCUCCUACUUAGAGCUCACCGGAAUUCUCUCCCCUGAUAUAGGCUUCCUCACCAACCUCCAAAACCUCACUAUUCAAUGGAACGAUUUUUCUGGCCCCCUCCCCACUUCUCUCUCUCUCCUCACCCAACUCCGCCAUCUCGACGUUUCCUACAACAAUUUCACAGGUCCAAUCCCAUCUUCUCUCUCUCUCCUCACCCAACUCCGCCAUCUCGACGUUUCCUUCAACAGUUUCACAGGUCCAAUCCCAUCUUCUCUCUCUCUCCUCACCCAACUCCGCUAUCUCGACGUUUCCCAAAACAGUUUCACAGGUCCAAUCCCAUCUUCUCUCUCUCUCCUCACCCAACUCCGCUAUCUCGACGUUUCCGACAACAGUUUCACAGGUCCAAUCCCAUCUUUUCUCUCUCUCCUCACCCAACUCCGCUAUCUAGACGUUUCCUACAACAAUCUAAAUGGCACUCUUCCCUUAUCGGUCGUUGAGAUGUCGGAACUCAGGUACCUUAACCUUAAGUAUAACUCUUUCUACGGUGAGAUUCCACCGGAGUUUGGGAAACUUAAGAAGCUUCAAACAUUGGAUCUUGGUAACAACUAUCUUUCUGGGGGUCUUCCAUUUGAGUUGGGUUCAUUAAAGAGUUUGAAAUAUAUUGAUCUUAGUAUAAACAAUUUAUAUGGGAGUAUACCUGAUUAUAUUGGAGAUUUUCCGGAGUUGGAAUCACUUUUAUUAGACUCGAAUAACUUCACAGGGAGUAUCCCACAAAAGUUAGGUACAAACGGGAAGUUGCAAUAUCUAGAUAUAAGUAACAACAAUUUUAGUGGGAGUUUGCCAGCAAGUCUUUGCAAAGGAGACAAACUCCAACAUUUGGGAGUAUCCGAUAAUUUGUUGGUUGGGCCAAUUCCUGAGAGUUUGGGAAGUUGCAAGUCACUUGAAGAAGUGAACAUGGGAAAUAAUUUCUUUAACGGGUCGAUUCCUAAGGGCUUGUUUGGCCUCCCAAACAUUAUUGAUGUUUCACUCAAUGACAAUCUUCUUAGCGGAGGUCUCGAUGAGAAAUUUGGUGAUUGUGUUAAUCUUUUCAACAUUGAUCUCUCUAAUAAUAAGCUAUCAGGGAAGUUACCUGCGACUAUUGGAAACUGUUCUAAUCUUCAGUUGUUGAUGCUUAAUCAGAAUAACUUCACCGGAAGUAUCCCUCAAGAGAUUAGCAAGUGUAAGCAGCUACGGGCCCUCGAUCUCAGCCAAAAUCAGUUCUCUGGUGUGAUACCCAAUGAUAUUACAGGAAACAAAACCAUUUGCAAUUUUGAAGAAAUUAAAUUACUUGAUUUAUCAAACAAUAUUUUGACCGGUGAAAUCCCUCGUUGUCUUGGAAAUACUAGUACUCAACUCGAAACAUUAUUUCUUCAAUCAAACAAACUGAACGGUACCAUACCCGCAAACUUCUCAAAGUUAUGUGAUUCAUUGAUGUAUCUAGAUCUUAGUGACAAUCAACUCGAAGGAGUUCUACCUAAGUCAUUGUCCAAAUGUCAAAAUUUGAAACUCCUAAAUGUCGGGAACAACAGGCUAAGAGAUAAAUUUCCCUCAUGGCUAGACAACCUCCCACAUCUCCAAGUUUUCAGUGUGCGUUUCAAUGCCUUCUACGGUCCUAUAACUAGCUCAUCAAAGGUUAAUCACCCAUUUCCUAUGCUACAAAUUAUCGACCUAUCUAACAAUGAGUUUUGUGGCAAGUUGCCAAGAAGAUAUAUCAAAAAUUUUGCAACCAUGCGCAAUAUGAAUGAGUCUGGUGUUGGGGAUCCACAGUACCUGGAGGACUCAUAUAGUCCGUACUCUAUGGUAUUGACAUUCAAUGGGUUACAACAAAAAUAUGAAAAGCUUAUUGUGACGAUGUCGACCUUUGAUAUAUCCAACAACAACUUUACUGGACAGAUUCCAUAUGUUAUAGGGGGAUUACACUCACUUCGUAACCUUAAUCUCUCGCAUAAUGUCUUAACCGGGAACAUUCCUCCAUCAAUUGCAAAAUUGUCUUUGCUUCAGGAUUUGGACCUUUCAUCAAACAGACUUAUUGGUCGUAUCCCUCAAGAAUUAGUUAGUUUAACAUUUCUUGGGAGCUUCAAUGUUUCGAACAAUCUAUUGGAGGGGCCUAUACCUAUUGGUAACAACUUCAAUACAUUCUCGAAUAAUUCAUACCAGGGGAAUGUCGGAUUGUGUGGAAAACCAUUACCUGAGUGUGGAGAAAGAAGGGCAAAAAGCACCACUAAUAAUCAAGAUGUUCCUAAAAAUGAUAAUGAACGAAUGUUGUCGAUGUCCGAAAUCGUAGUUAUGGGGUUUGGCAGUGGUGUACUAGUUGGGUUGGCUUGGGGAUACUAUAUGUUUUCAGUGGGAAAGCCCUUUUGGUUUAUCAAGAUGGCUAGCAAAAUGGAAUCAAUAUUGAUUGGUUUUUUCUGACCAACAAUUUGUUAGCCGAUGAAGAGCAUCAAAACCAAAAAAACAAAAAAAUUGAGUAAUAUGCAUGAGUGUGACCUUGUUUUCCAAAGUUUAGCAUUACUAUUAGUGUCUCAAUUCAUAAUAAUAAAAAAAUUAGCUUGUUCAA
Beta vulgaris subsp. vulgaris (sugar beet) is the source of this 2864-nucleotide messenger RNA. Its product is annotated as receptor-like protein 38. Gene Ontology annotation, cellular component: plasma membrane. Gene Ontology annotation, biological process: hormone-mediated signaling pathway. Bases 68 to 2719 code for a protein of 883 amino acids. Gene Ontology annotation, molecular function: protein binding. NCBI's taxonomy places the organism in Eukaryota, Viridiplantae, Streptophyta, Magnoliopsida, Caryophyllales, Amaranthaceae. The record is from RefSeq and is a predicted model, not a curated record. The transcript is spliced from 2 exons.